AACAACAAAGCAUCUCUGUACAAAUAUGUGUUUCCUCCUGAGCUCGAACGCCCCACGCUGGCUAUCAUUGGUCUAAUACAGCCACUGGGAGCCGUUAUGCCCAUCUCUGAGAUGCAGGCCAGAUGGGCUACACGUGUCUUCAAAGGCUGCAUAAAGCUUCCUCCAUCAGCUGCCAUACUAAAAGAUAUUCAGUGUAAGCAGGAGGCCAUGGCUCAAAGGUAUGUCACCAGUCAGAGACACACCAUCCAGGUGGACUACAUCAGCUACAUGGAUGAAAUAGCAGAGCUAGUGGGAGUUCAACCCAACAUCUCAAGGAUGCUGCUGACUGACCCCAGGCUGGGAAUGAAUGUGCUCUUUGGUCCCUGCACGCCGUACCAGUAUCGUCUCAGGGGGCCAGGAAAGUGGGCUGGAGCCCGCCAGGCAAUCCUCACUCAGUGGGAGAGAGUGGCUCAACCCCUGCAGACCAGACCAUGA
This is a messenger RNA of Neolamprologus brichardi, 474 nucleotides long. NCBI's taxonomy places the organism in Eukaryota, Metazoa, Chordata, Actinopteri, Cichliformes, Cichlidae. The record is from RefSeq and is a predicted model, not a curated record.